CAAACUAGUGAAUGUUAGUACAAGCCACUCCUAAGGCAAAAAUUAGCCUCUGUGGCAGGAAUGGCCUUACUAUUCUGAAACGCGUCUCUGUUCGAAGGCUGGAUUAACGCAGGCAAUAGAGGAUACCGCAAACUGUAUUAACGCGACUUCGAGGAACGAUGAUGCCACCGUCCUCCGCUGCUGCCGGAGGCAAAACGCCAGCCAGGGACUCAGAGAACUCCCUGGCAGAAUGGAAGACAACUCUCUGUUCGAGAUGACAACGUCUCGUCGGCGGCCCUUUCCUUUUAAGGAGGAGGGUAGUAAAAAGUAACCAUACGGGGUUUUUCCUUUACAGUCUGUUUAGUCGGGUUUAGUGUGCAGUCAAUUCCUGUCCUGCAAACGUCUCCCGGACCUGCGAAACGACGGAACCGGAAACAGUGACUCAUAGAAGCCAAGUGACACGUAACAUAUUUGAAUUUGCGUAAGUUCGUGCGGACAGUGUAAAUUGUAUCGAGUAUUUGUGUUUAUGUUUUAACAGAAACACCGCAAUGAUACUGCCAAACGCAACUGGCGGUAUACACGCUGCCCUAGCUGAAAUGAUCCACUUUCUUUGGUGUCGAAAAGUUGAUGUACUCGCAUAAGUUGUCUCGUUGCAAGCUAAAGCCACAGCUCAGUCGAUGGUUAGCUAUCAGCGACUCAAGGAGCAGGAAAGGAAGUUUGUCGACAUACAAAAGAGGACUGAGUAAUCGAUUAAAGCGCAGGAAAUCUGGAUUGGCCAUUUACGCUCUUUUCCGGGACACUGCGAUCAUUAAUAGAGCGAUUAGUGGGCUCGUAAGUAAACCUGUGUGUUUCGUUAUUUAUUCGGCUCAGCUACGUUAUUACUGCUAUCGAUAGCAUUACAGAACAGCCACGAGCGAACACUUUGGCAACGCGUAAUAAAAUGGUUAUUAGGCUAUAAUAAGAUCGUCGUCAAUUUGUAACACUGAUGUUGUGGUGUCUCAGAUACGAUUACUCGACCCGAAUUCAUUACAAAAUGUGAAGCUCCCACUGCAGCGAUAAAUUACUGCCGCCCGGCCGGGAUAACGUGCUUUGCUUAGGAUAGAGCGUGUUUAAAAUUCAGUGCGAGUGAAGUAGGAUAGCGUAGGCGAGAGUGACCCCCACCCAACGCACAGUGUGAUACCCAGUACGGGUCCCUGGUGGAUCCAGCGUUUACUUCUAUUUUCGUCGAGAGCUCGAAACGGCUCACAACUAGGGCAUCAGCUAUCAGGAAAUUGAAACUGGCAUGUAGAGUGACACCCAAUUGGAUACGGUUUGUACACCAGGCGUGUGCAUGUGCAGGUUUUAAGCAGUGCAAGCCGAAAGAAGCAUCCUCAAAACAUUCUUUCCAAACAAAAAGUGUUAACUUCUUAACUUGUCGAGAGGUGGUAAACGUGAGUAGGGAAAGUUUUCAUGAGUGAAACUCGGGAUUAGUAACGAUCAGGUCAGGGGUGACCACCGGAUCUGUAAUAGCAAGCGACAAUAUUCACCAUGUUUUUGGAGAAAAUUUACGUCAUUGCCGUGCUGUUGCUUCCCACGCUUGCCGUAGGGCAGAUGAGUCAGGAGCAUUUAAGUCGAUGGAACGGGCUUCGUAGAGCAACAGAGCAAACCCGUGAACAAAAAAGGACAAGCGUUAAUGGGGUCGCCUCGGCGGAAACGACUAGUUUUAGUCGACCAGUGGGAGGACCUGGAACAAAUUUGGGAAUACUUUCCAACGGCCUGCAUUUACUCACACCGACGAUAGAUCGCAGCUUGACCCCAACCAACGUCACCAAACAACUUGGCGCCACCGUCUAUCUUCAUUGCUUUGUGCGGAACAUUGGCCAGAAGACGGUUACAUGGCUACGUCGGGCCGACUAUCAUAUCCUCACCGUUGGCAUGGUCACGUACACGACUGACGAGCGGUUUUCUGCGGUUCGUGGUGAGAGCCCUCACUCGCAUGCCUUCAUAACAGCGUUAUCCAGCGAUAGAGGCAGUGCCAAUGGUGUCGCCGAUUUGAAUUCGCGAAUGAUGCCCCCAGCUGAAGAUUGGAUGCUGCAGAUUCGCAGCCUGCAAAAAGCAGACGCGGGUAUUUAUGAGUGUCAAGUCAACACACAGCAUCCUAUGCUCAGCGCUCAUGUCUUGCUCAGUGUUCUGUCUCCGCGGGCAUCGAUUGCAGAAGGCACCGAGCUAUCCAUAAUGAGCGGAAGUGAACUGGUCAUCACCUGCGUGAUUCAUGAUUGUCCACAAUCGCCCCUACACGUCUUCUGGUAUCACGGAGAUCGUGUUGUCAACUACGACAAUCGCUAUUCAAAAGUCAACAUCACUAACUUGCCACCUGUACAACAGAAACAAAUGCCCCAACAGCAUAGUUGGAACAAUGCUAUUGACAGCGGCCGGCCUGUGUCGCGACUAACCAUCCAUAAUGCUAAUAAACAGCAUUCAGGAAGUUACGUCUGCGCGCCGAUCGACUCUACGCCGGCGACGGUGCAUGUGCAUGUUUUUCAUGCCGAGGAGCAAAUGUCCCGACAGUCAUUUUCGCAGUCGUCCGAUAUUUCAUCAUCGCAUCCGCUUCGGACGCUGUACAGCCUCGGGCCAUUGUUGGCUCUUCAGAUGGCCUUCCUGAUCUUGAUCGCCAUCAGGGCUACGUGACAUCACCUGAACUUUAGCGGUCGCGAAUGCUACUACAGGGAACGCUCAACUGACGAGGCUGAAUCAUCUAUGUGCACAAAGCCAGCGCAAAAUUGUUUGGAUCCAAUUAACUUAACCCUGGCACCGGUGUGUGUUGAUAUGGACGACCCAGCGACGGGGUUGCCCCUCGAAGAGAUCGAGGGGCGGCACAACACGCAAACGGCGACAGAGUUGAUGACGACCCUUGAAGUUAACAGAGAUUUCUACUUUCCCAGUAGAAAUACCCUAUCGCUUAGAGAACUGGUUCCGCCUGAAGUUGUUGACGUGAAAUUGCAUGUGGAUCGGGACCUGCCAGACUCGCUGUGGAAUCCAUCCACGUAGAGGUAUUAAAGGCUUGGUAGGCAAUGAUGGUGCCCGGAGCUAUCGGCACUUCACACAUGCACAAGCAACAUUGACUUAAUCAUAAGUGGUCAUUUCCUCUGAAUGGUAUAUAGUAAGAAAAUAGUAACAUCAUGCCCUGUUCGAUAGCCCGCACAAUAAGCGAAUGGGGGAUCAAUGUUUUGCCCACCGUAAAGAAAGCUCAACGCCGGCAACAAAAACCAACAAAUAGAGAAACAAACCACAGUCACUAUUUGUAGAGUUUCCAACUUUCGCGUGCCCUCUUACAAAGAAAUGAAUUUAAAAAUAUAUCACUAGAACGAUUUAAGAUAAGCCGGAAAACCAAUAAUCGAAAAAUAUUAGUGUGAAAAAUGUGUACGUAAGUAUUUAGGAGCAUUGCAGUAUGUGUAUAAAAAUUUAUGAAUGAAUACGUCGUAUAUAGUAUUGUUCAAUUCAGGAUAUUUAGUUUACAAGAAUGCGGUUCAAAGAGUACCUUGAAUAGUUGCCUUUAUUAGAACAUAGGUAGCGUAUUAUUAUUAAGUUUCUAAGCGAGUGUAAGAUGAGCCAAAAAAAAUGUGUGGGGGUAAGUUUUCACCAAAGAGUAUUAGGUUAUUAGGCGAAUUUCACCGCAUAUAAUUUCGUUAGUGGCUUUAUAUGUUCUUCAAGUAAUUAGAAAAACAGUAUAACGUUUUUUUUAAUUUAUUUUUUUGAAGUUUUUCAAUUUAUUAUAUUUUAUAGAAUUAUUUUUACGUUGUGAGGUGCCAGUGACGAUGUACGAGUGCGACUUCGUUGAAUGUCUGAUUUUACGCCGUCUAUAUGCAAACGUCGCUCUUCCUUUUACUGUGGCCGCGUUAUAUUUCAUUCGAUGAACGCAGAACGCCCUUUAAGGUGAUUAUCAUUUUAAAAAAUUAGUGACUCUGUAGCCUAUGCGUAUGGUAAACAACGUGUGGCUGUACAUCUGCGACGUGUCUGUCCAUGACUGGUACGCGUUGAAUCCCAUGCUUUACAAUUUAAUGGAUAAUAUGAGAAUGUCUCUUCUGGUAACCAAAUAUGGCCCCUAGAGAAACGAAAUUAUUUUGUAGAGUAAGGUAAUUAUUUCAUAUAGAUAUUUAAUGACCGUUUCAACAAUUAAAAGUGACAAUGUAGCUUUUACGGCCCUUAGAUAGGGCUCUUACGGGGUAAUCUUUACCAAUUAGUAAACGCUUUAGUAGGAUAAGCACCACAGAUCUCGGGAUCAAAUUGUGGAACAUAAAAUUUCUUGAUAUAGAAAUUUUCCUAUGCUGUAACAAAACGUAUAUCUAUUUGACUAUAGCCAGUUUGAUGAUAAUAAAAUGUCAAUAUUAAAAAUAAACAAAAUUAUCAGAUCGAAACACUGAUAUAUGGGCUGAUCUUGGGCACACGAAUAUACGACUUCGCUAUAUAUUAUUAGACAUGUGAAUUAUGGUUGACAAAUAAAUCAUAGGGGAUAAGCUGCGAUAAUAACCGUAAAAUUGUUCUAUUUUGAGAUCAACAUCAUCUUCGCAACACGCUAUAUACGUAAACUCGGCCCAAUAGCCUCCAAGGUUUAAUUGCUCUUCUGUGUGUGCAGCCAUAAAAACGAUUUAUAUUUCGAUCUACAAAUAACAUUUACUAUAUGUGUAUAUAAAUACAGGGUAUCCCAAAAAUAUACACUGUAAUUUAAUUUGAGGGCACAGUGAAUGCCAGUGCCUGGAACGUAUUGCAAGAACCUAUUUCACUGCGCCAUUGAAGGGACUCUGGUGAAAAUGGUAAAUUUUCUUUUCAACAGCACGGAGCAAUUGUACACUGUGAGAACCUUCUGGACAGAUGGUUCGGAUAAAGCGGUCCCAUAGAAUGCCCCGUACGUUUUUCAGACGCGAAGCCAGUAAAUUUUUUCUUGUAAGGAUACCUUAACGCUGAAGUGCACGCCAGAACACCGGGGGCACUGAAAGAUUUGAAAGUUUAUUGAAACUUGUCACUCGAGAGCCUACCGUAAUCAGCAAUUAAAAAGCAACAGGCCGGCGAAAAUCUUUAACAUCUGCAGUAAGAAGAUAAAUUACAAAUUUUAUAUAGACAGUUUAAAUAUUAAUUACAUGUAAAUAAAAGCUGAAGGUAUAAGAAUUCAAACUGUCUAUACAUUAUAUAAUGGGACACCCUGUAUAUAAAAGAGAAAGGAAUGUAUACAAUAGAACUGACUGGCAUUUCGGACAAAAUAUAAUUAUAUGUACACAGUAAGCUGAAUUAUUUUUGCGAUAGGUCAUGGUAAGGCAUAGCGUGUGUACGUGGUCAUGGGAAGAAGCGUAUGUAAUAUAAUAUGAAAAAAAUGUAGAUGACGAUAAUGGUGAGCCAAUACAGCGGAAUACAUUUUGUAUCCAAACGAUGACUGACAAUGAAGCGAUACGUUUUCUCUCUCCCCCCUCUCUCUCUCUCUCUCUCUCUCGCUCCCCUCUCUCUCUCACACACACACACAAAAGUGUUGAUGAAAUGACUUGCUGUAAAUAAAUUAGCAGUGAUUAUGCUACCAAUGAUAGUACUAUGUUUUAACUAUUUUCUGGUUAAUGCCGAUGCUAUUUUUUCCGUUUGUGCAACAAGUUCGUUCCCCACACUAAAUACGUUUCGCAGCUGGAUCGGAUUGCUUACCUUGAAAAAAUGGUUAGAAACGGCACCCCUAAAUAUUUACGAUCAUUAAUUACACCGAAUGAAGCGAUUGUGAGCUAAAUACGUACGUGGAAGGAGAUCUUGAAAUGUGGAUAUCUUGAAAAUGGAACGGUUACUGCACAAAAAUUCGUUAUAAAAUGCACUAAAUCAAAUGUUUCGGUUGGAAGCAUUAGUUCUAUUGGUGUAGAUGACAAACUGCAUAGGUUAAAUGUACCAAAACUGUACAUUAAGACGAACGGGAUAACUAAAAGCAGGCACGGAUAAUUACGUUGUUAUUCAUACGGAAUCCCGAUUUACCAAGCAAUCGCUACCGUAAUAUCUAGAGCGACUGUAGCAUAGGCCUUAGGCAUUAAACUUCUACGACGCUUCAGAAGAAUAGGUAAA
Varroa destructor (honeybee mite) is the source of this 6042-nucleotide messenger RNA. RefSeq names its product zwei Ig domain protein zig-8-like. Gene Ontology annotation, cellular component: neuron projection membrane. NCBI's taxonomy places the organism in Eukaryota, Metazoa, Arthropoda, Arachnida, Mesostigmata, Varroidae. Gene Ontology annotation, biological process: synapse organization. The record is from RefSeq and is a predicted model, not a curated record.